Schistosoma mattheei is the source of this 2715-nucleotide messenger RNA. NCBI's taxonomy places the organism in Eukaryota, Metazoa, Platyhelminthes, Trematoda, Strigeidida, Schistosomatidae. The record is from the annotation of a GenBank genome assembly.
AUGUAUUAUGUAAUCAUCAUUAUUCAAUUAUUAAAUGUUAUAAAUUAUCAUUCAGUAUUAUCAUAUCAAACCAAUGAGUUGAGUAGAAACACUAUGCCUUUAAAUAGAUUAAAACGUAUAGUACAUCAUAGUAAUUCUAAUUUAGAUCAUUCUAUUCUAUCUAAUACUAUGAAUAUCUUCUAUCGUAUUCGUGCUGAUAGAAAAGGUUUAAUUACAUGUGAAGUAAACAUAAAAGAAAUUGAUUUUUCCCAUAGUAACAAAAAUAUACAUAAUCAAACAAAAUUAAUCAAUGAAUCAAUGAUUGAAAUGAAACCAAAAAGUACGGUAUAUUUAAUUUGUCCACAGCUUUCAACUUCCAUAUGUUAUAUGGACUGUAGUCCAAACUGUUUAUUAAAUGAAAAUGGUUGUACAAUACCACGUAGUAUAGCACAAGUUAUUGAAGGAUGUCAAUUUAAAAGGAUCAAUGCAAGCACAUUCCAAUAUCAAUAUAUUAUUAAUAUGGAACAACUUGAUCAUACUGGACUAUGGAAUUGUGAAUAUCGUGGACAACGGGCAGUUAGAUCACUAGAAUUACAGGCUGCAGAAACUUUUCCAGCAAAUAUCAGUGAUGCUAAUAAUAAUCCUGAUAAAAAUAUUACCAGCAGUAAUAAUGAUAUUCAGAUUAAGAAUGGCUUAUUGAAACAAAAUAGAACCGAUAUUAUAAAUCAGUCUCACAGAAACAUCAAAAGUCAAUCUAAAUUCAAUAAAAUCAAUUUAAUUACAGCGAAGAGUGAAAUAAUUGAAAACAGGAAAAAUCCGAAUACUUUCGAUGAAGUUACCAUGGAGACAAUGCAUCAAAAUAAUUUGAUGAAUUUAACUGAUGAAUUGAAAAAUGACACUAUGGAUAAAAAGUAUAUUCGUUUGGCACAGAAACAAGAAAGUCAACGUCUACUUGAUUUUAAAUUGACUCGACCUGAAUUGGUACUCAGUUUGAUUGGAAUAUUGGCUAUUUCUCUGAUCGUCAAUAUUAUUUUAAUAAUUCGAUGUUUAUUAUUGAAGAGUUAUUUAGAUGAUGCCCAACAUGGAAAAGUAAACUCCUACUUAAAAUGUGUAUUAUGUAUACAAACCAAAUCUAAUUUAAACAUGUCAACAUCUAUGAAUAAAUCAUUGAAUGCAUCGAAUCAUCAACCAUUAUUAAUGACAUCAUGUCAUGUUGGACAAAUCAUUGAACCUAAUACAACAUUCAUGAAUUAUUCUACACAAAUUGAUGAUAGUUUAACAGAAUCUGUCUUAUUAUAUCAUAAUAAAUCUGGACAUUAUACACAGAAUGAAAAUAAUCAUUUAUUACCACCUAUGAAUAGUAAUAUGAUGUUACCAAAUCUAUUUCAACCAACUACAUCCAUUCUACCAUUAUCAACAACACAUAAUACAAAUGUUUCAUAUAUAUCAACAACUCCAACAUUUCAUCAUUUAAUUAGUAAUUCAUCAACAAUGAAUCCAGAUGAUUUAUUCAAAUAUCAUAAACAGAAUGGUCAAAGUAGUUCUGGUGUUUCAAUAGAAUCAGAUCCAACUUCAAUAAAACGAACAAAUUUAUUUCAUUCACAAUCGGUUAAUUAUUCUAAACAAUCCAAUUAUCAUCAUCAUAAUCAUCCUUUAUUAUCUGAAUGUUGUUUUCAAAAUGGUAGUAUUACUAUACCUGGUCAAAAUGGUAGUUUAAAUGGAUCAUUAUUAUAUUCAAAUGAUUCAACAAGUUUAACUGAUACAACAAAUGGAAAUGGUGUAAUUAUACCAAAUCAUAUCAUUGUAUCACCAAAUCCUUAUUCAACUUAUCGUAUGCAAUAUUUAUGUACAGGUGAACAAUCUGAUAAAUUAACAAGAAAAGUUGAUAUUCAACAACAAUCAAAACAAUAUCAUCCAUUUACACAAUCAAAUAGUAAUACCAAUAGUAUAUAUCAACAUAGUUCAUCACAAUCUACUCAACAAAAAGACCAUCAAUUAUGUACAAAUAUUGAAUUAUCUCAUUCAAAUGAUAUUGAAAAUGAUGAAACAUAUUUAACGAAUUAUACAUUUAGAAAUAGUUCUACAAUUGAUUCAUUAUCACAGGAUACUAUUAAUCAAUCAAUCAAUCAAUUAUCAUCAUGUCUUACACCAUUAAUAGUUAGAUUUCCAUCUGGUGAAUCCGGAUUUUUAUUUUGUCCAACUCACACAACAAUAAAUGAACAUUAUCAAACGGAUAGUUUAUCAUCACAUCAAUCAAAUCGUUUAUCAAUGAUCUCUAAUCCUAUUCAUAAAUCAAUAAAUAUAGACUUAAAAGAAAAUGAUACAUUAUUAAAUUCAAAUAUAAAAAUCAAUACAAAUUGUAUCCAAAGUAAUUUAGAGGGUAAUUUAAAAUUAGAAAAUUCUAUUGAAUCAAAUCAAUUACUUAAAAUUAAUCAACAUUUAAUUUCAUUGGAAAUCGAUAAUAAUAAUAAUAAUAAUUAUGAUAAUCAUGAAAAAUUAAAUACAUUACAAAAUUCAAAUAAUUCAUUAAUUAAUUCUGAAACAUCAUUGAUUAAAUCGAAUGAGAAAUUAGAAAUAAUCAAUAUUCAAACAUCAUUACAUAAUAAUAAUAGUAACAAUAAUAUACAUCGAAAUUGUGAAUUUCAUCAAUUUAAUGAUAGUUCUAAUGAUCGAUUACAUAAUCAAAAUGAUAUUCAGGAAUUAAAUAUUAAUCCUACUAUAUAUCCGGUGCAUUAA